Messenger RNA from Adelges cooleyi (spruce gall adelgid), 3816 nucleotides. RefSeq names its product transcription initiation factor TFIID subunit 3 (gene Taf3). The transcript has 9 exons. Gene Ontology annotation, molecular function: protein heterodimerization activity. Gene Ontology annotation, cellular component: transcription factor TFIID complex. Bases 204 to 3110 code for a protein of 968 amino acids. NCBI's taxonomy places the organism in Eukaryota, Metazoa, Arthropoda, Insecta, Hemiptera, Adelgidae. The record is from RefSeq and is a predicted model, not a curated record.
CCAUAGUAUAUAUAAUAAUUAUCAUUGCCGAUGAUAAACAGUAAACACCAGCGACCAGCUAUAGGCCGUACAGUUUACAGUAAAUUGCCGUUCGGAUCCGGUGUCGACAGCUCAGCGCCAAAACGGUUUUGUAAACGACAACGUUGCCGCCACCCAAAAGCCGAAGGGAGGAUAUUAUAAUAAUUAUAUCGUUAUAAAUUAUUAUGUCCUCCAUCGACGACUUCACCAGGCAAGGGCUGGCGGCCGCAGUAGCCCGUGUGUGCACGCAAAGUGGCUGGGAAACGGCGUCAACGUCGGCUAUACGAACGAUGACUGAUGUGCUACACGAGUAUUGCUCAGGGCUGGCGAAGGCCGUCAAGAAGUACUCCGAAGUCACGGAUUCUACUCUGAUUGGCAGUGGAUCACCGUGCGUUGAAGACGUCGUUAUGGCUUAUCGCGACCGACGCAUUCGCCUAGCAGAAAUUCGAAAAUACCUCAAACACCAGCAAAACAUAGAGACGGAACUGCCAAGUGCAAAUAGACUCAUUCCCCCAUAUCCUGUGCCAGCCAAGUCCACCAACCUGAACAUGAUGAAGCCAGGAAGUAGAGAAAUUGUCACAAGACCAGUUCAUGUACACGAACACCUACCGACAAUGUAUCCGGUUGAACAGCAGUCUGAUGAAAAGUCCAAUCAAAAUUUUAAUACUGCUAACAAUUCAACAACUAACGAUCCAUGGAAUAUUUUGAUUGAGGAUAAUCAACCAAAGAGUUCUGCUUCAGAUAAAAAUGCUGACAGGCCGUUAAUGAAUAACAUAGUAAUGGCACCGGUGCAUAGACGUCUUAGAGAGAUAAAAAGCGUUGUCAUGACGACAUCUGGAUAUUUGUCGCCUUCACGGGAAGGGAGACUACCGGAAUCUAGAUUGGUACUUCCGCCACCUCAGUCCACUAGCUCGUCGUCAACCAAGACAAGUACAGUUACGUCUUCAAAACCGAUUUCAAAUCCUCCAGAAGCAACGACUUCUGUAAAAACAGCAAUAAAGAUUGAAAAUCGCCCACAGCAACGUCAUAUUAAGAAACCGCCCCCUAACAAAAUACCACCGCUAAGCAGUUCUUUUACCAAAGAAAAACCCUCUCUAGCCAGUGGUGGGCAUAAGACCGAUUUGAUUAAAACAGUUAUGAAAAAACCCUUGAAAGAAGAAUUUUCAAGUGUUAAAAAACCAACACCAUCCAAGAAGAUUAGUGCGAUACAGCGAGAACGCAACCACCGCAAAGAACAAACCCCGAAAAGCAAUAGAGACAAACUGAAAACUAAUGCGCUCAACGCAAUUUUUGAUAGAUUGUCCCCGGCCGCAGCAGCUCCUCAAAGUGGACUGUCAUCAUCACAAAGUUCUAGUAAACGUUCGAAAAACAACCAUUCCCACAGUGACGACGAAAGUGAGAAAUUAAAUGCCGAACCUGACAAACGCAAGUUGAAUAUAUUUAAGAAAAUAUCUACCAAAUCAGAUAAAUCAUCAGCGGCACGACAGGCUGCAAAACCUCCUAGCAAUAACACAAUUAACACGCUGUCGCGUCAACACGAACAAACGGCAUCUAGCGUUGCUGUCGCCACCACGUCAGCUGAUGUUUCCAACAUUGAUAACAACAAGAAAAUAAAGAAAGAAAAAACACCCGAGCCCGUUCGAUCAGUUGUUGCUGAUGAAAAACUACCUCCUACUAGUACGAUUACUUCUCUAAAGACUGAGCCGAAAGAGGACCAAGUGCUAAAGCCUAAUCCCGUAGCGAAAAAAAGAAAAAAGAAACAAAAAUCAAUAAUGCCUGUGGAUGAUUUGUUUAUGUCAGAUUUUGCAGUUAUCAAUAAUGUAAAAAAGAAACCAAAAAUAGCAAAUGAUGUGCACCCAAUGCCACCGUCGCCGGUAAAAUUCUCAUUUUUUGGAAACUUACCACCGCCCAUACCACCUUCACUCGCCUCGAAUCCGUUGGUCCCCAAGUACACUAUUCCUCCAUGUAACAUUUUAACGGCAAAAACUGUUGAAAAAUCACCGAAUGCCACUAGCCAAUCAACUCCUGUGUCUUACUUACCGCCCCUACCCGGUGAAGACGACUACCAAAUACCGGAAGAGGUUAGUUCGUCGCCUCCGACUCUCGUUAAAGAAAAAAAAGAAUCGUCGGACGAGAUGAAAAAAGAACGAAAGAAGUCCAAAAAGAAAAAAGAUAAAAAAGACAAGCGCAGAGAGCGUAAACGAAAGAAGGAGGAAAAGUUAUUGGGAAAGUCCAACAAAGAAAAAUCGGAUUCCACUUGCGGAGAAUCCAAUCGUGACGAUUCUAAUAGCGCUGUCGCCGAGGAACCUACAACCAGUAAAGAGGUGGAUUUGUCGCUGGUACCAAAAAUUAAACUCAAACUCGCCGGCUCCAAUACGUCUCCGAGUACAAUGCAGCGUAAACUUGUUAUCAAGCCAAUAAAGAGAAGUAGUAAAUCUCCACCCAUCUCUGACAAAGUAAGGUCUCCCAUCGUCUCAAAGAAAUCGCCAAAUGAAAAACGAAAUGCCGAUACAAUAAUUAAGUCCCCAAAGUACACAAUUAAAGACGACCAUUUGCCGCCGGUGCUAACAAUGGAGACCAAAGAAUUGGUGGAAGUCCAUAAAGAUCGUCGGACUUCCAAAUCGAGAAAAGUUUCAUCUACCACAGACAAUUUUAAAGCUACUACUCCUCCUGUUAACGACAGCAUAGAUGAUGUAGUCAUCAGUUCGCCUCCUUCAACGAGUGUCACUGUGGAUUCGCCAACUAACGUCAACAUUAAGUCAUCGAAAACACACAAAUCAAAACCUCACAAAAAAUCUACUUCUAAAAAAUCUACUGCCAUCCGACAGAACGUACCAGCUGCAUUUUACUAUGAUGAGGCCGGCAACCAAGUGUGGAUCUGUCCUACGUGUACCCAACGGGAUGACGGUAGCCCGAUGAUAGGAUGCGACGGGUGUGAUGCUUGGUACCAUUGGGUCUGUGUCGGCAUCCAGUGCCCGCCCGACUGCGCCGUAUGGUAUUGCAUGUCUUGUCUUGCGGCCAAACGAGUAGCGGCGUCAAAGCGAGGCCGUCCGCCGCUCAAGAAGAAAACGUCGAUAUCUUCUUUAUCAUAGACUUACUAUUAUUAUUAUUUUUUUUUUAUUUAGACUAUAUUCCAAUUAUUGUGCAUUAUUGUUUUUGUGUGAGAUUAUUUUUUUUAUUUUACUAUUCUAAACAAUUUUUCCUAUAUAUUACACCUUUUACGUAAUUAUGUAUUAUCAUGAUAUAAUAUACCUAUUAUCCUUUGUUUAUAGUUAAUAAUAAUUAUCGUCGUGUUGUUACAUACUUUUAUCGGUUUGUAAUCGUACUCUUUGCGUUUUUCUUUAUUUCUUUUCGGUUUUCUUUCAUUAAAAAAUAAAAAUAAACUAUUGUAUGAUACAAUUUGCGAUUGCCCCCCAAAUUUAGAAAAUUGAUUUUGUACAUAGCAAAGUGUACCAUAAUGAUUGAUACGUAUUUGUUUACUCACCCACACCGAUGUGUUAAUACACAAUUUUUGUAAAUUUUUUUUUUUUUGUUUACUUACCCUUUUGAAGUUUCGUGUUGUUGUCGUAUCAUUUUUAAUACUUAUUCGUUAUGCUUUGAAUUAUAUACAAUAUAUGUACAUAAAUAUAAUUUCUUCUUUUUUUUUAAACUUAUACUAAGUUUUAUUUAUAUUAUUAUUGUAUAUUAUACAAUUAUAAUUUUUUCGAAAACAAAAAUUAUUAUCAUUAUUAUUAGUCAAGGUACAUAAUAUAUACGUAUUAUUAUAAUUUAUAACCUUUUACCCAAAUUUUUUAUCAU